AUGUUUCUGGAAACACUCGUCCGAGCCGGCAUUACGCUAAUAGCUAGCUUAUCUAUACCUCACGCCGUUUCUGUUAUCAAGAAAUUCGACAAUCUUGAUACUACGGAAGCAGGGCACGUCGAGAUUCAAUCCAAGGUUCACAAUGCAACUAGCAUUCGCUAUGUCAAGAACUCUGGAAUCUGUGAAACAACUCCAAAUGUUACCCAAAUUUCUGGUUACAUUGACGUUGGAACAAACAUGUCCAUGUGGUUCUGGUUCUUCGAGUCUAGAAAUUCACCGGAAACAGCCCCAUUCACUCUGUGGUUGAAUGGCGGCCCUGGAUGUUCUUCUAUGAUCGGAUUGUUCCAAGAGAACGGACCAUGCUUAGCGAAUGCCGACCGUAAUUCCACCAUUCUUAACCCCUACAGCUGGAACAAUCUCAGCAACAUAAUCUACAUUGACCAGCCAAUCGGAACAGGGUUUUCUUACGGUACUGAUCCGGUGAACAGCACGGAAGCCGCUGCGCCCUUUGUAUGGACUGCAUUUCAGGUUUUGUUUGAAAGCCAGCUAUUUUCGAAGUAUGCCAGUCGAGAGUUCAUCUUUGCCACAGAGAGCUAUGGUGGUCACUACGGACCCAGUUUUGUGACCUACUUCGAAGAGCAAAACGCCUUAAUCGCUAGUGGGGAGGUUGAUGCUGUUCCAGUUGUUGUCAGCGCCUUGAUGAUCAACAAGCAAAACAUCGCAUACCUAAAUUUUGCGACUUAUGCCCCUGGCUAUGGGCAGCUCCAGCCAGAUGACGUACUCAAGAACAUUUCGGAUGCCCUGUACGGUUCUGAUGGUUGCGUAGCGCAAGAGAAUGCCUGCUACGCUGCUGGAACUUCCACUCAAUCAAACAAGAUUUGCCGGGAUGCCGAUAAUUACUGCAUCGACAAUGUCUUCACCCCUGCUGUGGGCGAUUACGACAGCUAUGAUAUACGCCAAAACUCAUCUGCUUUAUUCCCCCCUGAAUACUAUAUGUAUUAUUUGCGCAAAGAGGAUGUCAUGAAGAGGAUCGGUGCUCAGGUCAAAUACGAGGAAUGCCCAAACGCACCGUAUGAACAAUUUGUAAAGACAGGGGACAACAUGGCUACCCCAGCUAUCGGCUCUGGCGAACUCCGGGAUGAAGAUUUUGAUUUGGAACAGGCUGGAGAUGCUGAUAUGAAUUGCAAUUGGCUUGGGGGCCAUGCGUCAGUUCUCGCAAUGGAUUGGUAUGGCAAUGAGACGCUCCAUAAUACCCCAUUCACCAAUAUGACGAUCAACGGCACGCCUGUUGCGGCCGUGCAGAACGUCGACAACUUCUCCUUUGCACGGGUGUAUGGUGCUGGACACGAAGUGGCUGCCUUCCAGCCCCAAGCAGCUUUGGAGAUUUUCUCGCAGGUUGUUCGUAAGGAACAACUUCACUCCGUCUAA
Messenger RNA from Suillus subalutaceus, 1428 nucleotides. RefSeq names its product Alpha/Beta hydrolase protein. The transcript is spliced from 15 exons. Gene Ontology annotation, molecular function: serine-type carboxypeptidase activity. Gene Ontology annotation, cellular component: fungal-type vacuole. Gene Ontology annotation, biological process: proteolysis. Bases 1 to 1428 code for a protein of 475 amino acids. The record is from RefSeq and is a predicted model, not a curated record. NCBI's taxonomy places the organism in Eukaryota, Fungi, Basidiomycota, Agaricomycetes, Boletales, Suillaceae.